CCCAUUGUUUAUUUUGUUGUAUACUCAUUCGUUUAGCUUAGUUUAAUUAUCAUCAUCCUUUAAUCUUUGUUCAUCAGCGAAUAAUUUUCGCUUGAUAAUAAUAAUAGGAAUAACAAUGGCUGACACAACAUUAUUGAUUGAUGAUCAACAUCAUCGAACACCAAAAUAUUAUUUCGCCGCUUUAAGUGGAUGGCUUGGUUCAUUCUCAAUGGGUACUGUACUUGGUUAUUCGGCACCUGCAUUGGCUAGCUUUGAUCAACAAGGAUCUCAUAUUCAUCUGAAUAAAUUUACUGAUUCAAUUUUUGCCAGUCUAAUGCCAUUCGGUGCAAUUAUUGGAUCAAUAUGUGCUGGUUUUUUUACCGAAUCAUUUGGCCGUAAAGGUACAUUAAUAUUCACUACAUUACCGUUUGUAUCCGGUUGGAUUCUUAUGGCUUAUUCGGGAAAUUUGGAUUCCCUUACAACAUUAAUGAUUGGUCGUUUUUUAACCGGAUUCUGUUGUGGUCUAAUAUCAUUAACUGUUCCUGUUUAUAUUGGUGAAACAUGUGAUCCAGCAAAACGUGGAUUUUUUGGUUCUGGUUUUCAAUUGACCGUAUCAUUUGGCAUAGUAGUUACAUAUGUUAUUGGAAAAUAUUUUAUUUGGUCAGAUUUGGCAUUAUUUUUAACAGCUUUUCCAUUGUUAUUAUUGUUGACUAUUCUUUUUAUGCCUGAAUCACCCGUAUGGUUAUUGAAAAAAGGUCGUAUUUCCGAAGCAACUGAAGCAAAUAUCUAUUUACAUGGUGCUGAAGGUAGCCGUCGUAUGGCUGUCGAUAUAACUAUACCGACAACCUAUCUUAUUGAUCAAGAUUCGAAUGAUAAUGGUAAUGCUAUUGGUGGUGGUGGUAUCUACAUCAAUGGCAAUGCAUCGAUUAUGCAACAAUUUCGAUUAUUUUCAUUAUCCAAAUAUAACAGGCCAUUAUACAUUGCUAUUGCAUUGAUGUUUUUUCAACAAUUUUCCGGCGUAAAUGCUAUGAUUUUUUUUAUGACAUCAAUUUUUGAACGUUCCAAAUUUGAAUCAAUUUCACCAUCUGAUUCGACUAUUAUUGUUGGUUUUAUACAGGUUUUGGCUACAUUAUUGGCUUGUUUUCUUUCCGAUAAAUUCGGACGACGUUUCCUAAUGAUUGUUUCCAGUAUUGGUGGCCAUCUAAGUUUAAUACCAUUAGCUAUCUAUUAUUAUAUUGAUGAAAAAAAUAUUGGUAAUGAUUUAAAUAUUCAUUAUGGAUGGAUACCGAUAGUAUCGAUGGUAUUUUUUAUCAUUUCAUUUUCAUUGGGUCUUGGUCCAAUACCAUGGUUGAUAAUGGGUGAAAUAUUACCACUGAAUGUGAAAAAAUUAUCAACAAUUAUUGUAUCAUCAUUUAAUUGGUUUUGUGCAUUCAUUAUAAUUACAUUCUAUAAUCAAUUAGUUGAAACGGUUAGCAGCCAAUUAACAUAUUUAAUGUUUUCACUUAUUUGUUUAUCAUGUGCUAUAUUCAAUAUCAUAUAUUUACCUGAAACAAAAGGUAAAUCAUUUCAAGAAAUUGAACAACUUUUCAUACAAAAUCAAGUUGAACGAUCUCAUAAUGAACAACAACAUAAUGAUGAAUAAUCAUCAUCAUCAUCCACUAAAAAAUCAAU
Dermatophagoides pteronyssinus (European house dust mite) is the source of this 1650-nucleotide messenger RNA. Its product is annotated as facilitated trehalose transporter Tret1-2 homolog. Gene Ontology annotation, cellular component: membrane. The record is from RefSeq and is a predicted model, not a curated record. Gene Ontology annotation, molecular function: transmembrane transporter activity. Lineage: Eukaryota; Metazoa; Arthropoda; Arachnida; Sarcoptiformes; Pyroglyphidae. Gene Ontology annotation, biological process: transmembrane transport.